Penicillium verrucosum is the source of this 1560-nucleotide messenger RNA. RefSeq names its product putative nucleolin protein Nsr1. NCBI's taxonomy places the organism in Eukaryota, Fungi, Ascomycota, Eurotiomycetes, Eurotiales, Aspergillaceae. Bases 1 to 1560 code for a protein of 519 amino acids. The transcript has a single exon. The record is from RefSeq and is a predicted model, not a curated record. Gene Ontology annotation, molecular function: mRNA binding. Gene Ontology annotation, cellular component: cytosol.
AUGUCCAAGACAUCUACCAAGGGUGCCGAUAAGGCCGGUAAGGCUAGCAAGGCCUUGAACAAGGUCAAGGAUGCCGGUGUCACCAAGGCUUCCCAGUCCCCCGCUGCCAAGAGCAAGGCCGUUGCCAGCAAGGUCGCCUCCAAGGAGAAGGCCUCCAAGAAGAACAAGAAGAAGGAGCCUACUCCCAGCUCCUCCGAAUCCGAGUCCGAGUCUGAUGAGGACAUGAAGGAUGCUUCCUCCAGCUCUGAGUCUGAGUCCGAGGAGGAGAAGCCCGCCCCCAAGAAGGCCGAGAAGAAGGUCGCUGCCAAGGCUGAGUCUUCUGACUCUUCCGACUCUGACUCUUCCGAGUCUGAGGAGGAGAAGCCCGCCCCCAAGAAGGCCGAGAAGAAGGUCGCUGCCAAGGCUGAGUCUUCUGACUCUUCCGACUCUGACUCUUCUGAGUCCGAGGAGGAGAAGCCCGCCCCCAAGAAGGCCGAGAAGAAGGUCGCUGCCAAGGCUGAGUCUUCUGACUCUUCCGACUCUGACUCUUCCGAGUCUGAGGAGGAGAAGCCCGCCCCCAAGAAGACCGAGAAGAAGGCCGAGUCUUCCGACUCUUCCGACUCUGAGUCUGAGUCCGAGGCCAAGAAGGCUUCUUCCGACUCCGAGUCUGGUUCUGACUCUGACAGCUCUGACUCUGACUCUGACUCCGAGGAGACCCCUGUCUCCAAGAAGCGCAAGGCUGAUGAGGAGCCUGCUGCCACUGCCAAGAAGUCCAAGACCGAGGAGGUCCCCGAAGGUGCUGUCGCCAACCUGUUCAUUGGCAACCUGUCCUGGAACGUUGAUGAGGAGUGGCUCCAGCGUGAGUUCGCCGAGUUCGGUGAGCUCUCCGGUGUCCGCAUUGUCACCGACCGCGAGACUGGCCGCUCCCGUGGCUUCGGCUACGUUGAGUACAACAGCGCCGCCGAUGCCGCUAAGGCCAUGGAGGCCAAGAAGGGUACCGAUCUUGAUGGCCGCACCAUCAACCUCGACUACGCCGCUCCCCGUCAGGCCAACCCCCCUGCCGACCGCUCCCAGGAUCGUGCUCGCUCCUACGGUGACCAGACCAGCCCCGAGAGUGACACUCUUUUCGUUGGCAACCUUCCCUUCAGCGCCACUGAGGAUGCUCUCCACGAGGUCUUCGGCGAGCAGGGCUCCGUUCUCGGAAUCCGUCUCCCCACUGAGCAGGAGACCGGCCGCCCCAAGGGCUUCGGUUACGUUCAGUUCUCUUCCAUCGAUGAGGCCAAGGCUGCCCACGGCGCUCUCAACGGCCACGAGCUCGAGGGCCGUGCUAUCCGUCUUGACUUCUCUACUCCCCGCCCUGCCGGUGGUGACCGUGGUGGCUUCGGCGGCCGUGGUGGUGGUCGUGGUGGUGGCCGUGGUGGCUUCGGUGGUCGCGGCGGCGGCGGCGGUUUCGGUGGACGCGGUGGUGGUGGUCGCGGCGGUGGCCGUGGUGGCUUCGGCGACCGUGGCGGCCGUGGUGGUGCUCUCAACAAGGGUAAGGGCUCCAUCCCCGAGUACAAGGGUACCAAGGUCACCUUCUAA